Aspergillus fischeri NRRL 181 is the source of this 1836-nucleotide messenger RNA. RefSeq names its product putative serine palmitoyltransferase 1. Gene Ontology annotation, biological process: ceramide biosynthetic process; sphingosine biosynthetic process. Gene Ontology annotation, molecular function: serine C-palmitoyltransferase activity; pyridoxal phosphate binding. The transcript has a single exon. The record is from RefSeq and is a predicted model, not a curated record. Bases 1 to 1836 code for a protein of 611 amino acids. Gene Ontology annotation, cellular component: serine palmitoyltransferase complex. NCBI's taxonomy places the organism in Eukaryota, Fungi, Ascomycota, Eurotiomycetes, Eurotiales, Aspergillaceae.
AUGCCGCGAUGGAAACGCAAAGGGAAACCUUUGACGAGCGCAAAUGACCCACAAGCUGUAUCGACAACAGCAGGCGAGGACGGACGGAGCCCAUCGGAAUCUCACUCGAUCGCUCUUAGCUCUCUUCGAGCAGUCUCCAGUGAGAUCUACACUGCAACUGAAGCGCAGAGACUCGCAAAGCAGCACGCCGAAUUUGGUCCCCUCGGCGACCCGUCGCAUCUCUAUGUGAGCAAACACAGCGGGGGCGAGAUCCCCGACCCGGUCCUCGACGAGCCGCCGUACUUUACCGCUUUCACGACCUACAUCAGCUUCCUCAUUUUGAUCUUCCUCGGCCACUUCCAUGACUUUUGCGACAAGUACUUCCGAUCUCACACCUACAAGCACCUCCGCCCGCAAAAUGGCUAUGCCUCGUUGUACAGUGAUUUCGAGAGCUUCUAUACACGACGCAUGAAGCGGCGGAUCAAUGACUGUUUCGAGCGACCGACCACCGGGGUUCCAGGAAGAUAUAUCACUCUGUUGGAUCAGCAGUCGAAUGACAACCUCCAUUUCCGGCUCACAGGGACGACCACGGACACGUUGAACCUUAGCUCAUACAACUAUCUGGGAUUCGCUCAGUCCGAAGGUCCCUGUUCUGAUCUCGCCGAAGAAACGAUUCGGCAAAAUGGGAUCACUAUGGCCGGCUCGGUUGCCGAACCCGGCACCCCACAGCUUCAUGCGGAGGUCGAGCAACAGGUUGCCCGGUUCGUGGGCAAGGAGGAUGCGAUUGUUUUCUCCAUGGGCUUUGUAACCAAUGCCACGAUUUUCCCCGCCCUCAUGGAGAAGGGAUGCUUGAUUCUCUCGGAUGAACUCAACCAUGCGUCCAUUCGUUUCGGGGCACGUCUCUCAGGAGCUGCCAUCCAGGUCUUUUCGCAUAACAACAUGGCGGAUCUGGAGAGACGACUUCGAGAGGCAAUCUCCCAAGGCCAACCGCGCACCCACCGGCCCUGGAAGAAGAUUCUGGUCUCGGUCGAAGGCCUUUAUUCUAUGGAAGGUACUAUGUGCAAUCUGCCUCGCAUCUUGGAGCUUAAAAAGCGAUAUAAAUUUUACCUCUUCGUUGACGAAGCGCACUCCAUCGGCGCGGUCGGGCCUCGUGGGCGGGGAGUCUGCGAUUUCUUCAAGGUCGAUCCUGCCGAGGUCGAUAUCCUCAUGGGUACAUUUACCAAGUCGUUUGGUGCCAAUGGUGGGUAUAUCGCGGCAGACAAGGCCCUCAUUAAGAAACUCCGAGCCACAAACGCUGGACAAGUCUUCGGCGAGGCUCCUGCUCCCGCUGUCCUGGCACAGAUUUCCUCCUCCUUGCGACUGAUCGCCGAUGAGGAUCCCCUACACCCAGGCCAGGGACUUGAACGCGUACAAAGGCUUGGGUUCAAUUCGCGGUAUUUGCGACUGGGCCUAAAACGGCUUGGUUUCAUAGUCUACGGACAUGAUGAUUCGCCCAUUGUGCCGCUAAUGCUGUACAACCCAGCCAAGAUGCCGGCAUUCUCCCAUGAGAUGCUACGACGGAAGAUCUCGGUCGUGGUGGUGACCUAUCCAGCCACCCCACUGGAGCUCUCUCGGGCCCGACUCUGUGUUUCUGCUGCUCACACAAAGGAUGACCUGGACCACAUACUCCGAGUCUGUGACGAGAUCGGCAAUACUUUGGGUUUAAAAUAUUCCACAGGCGUGGCUGGAGGAUUAAGAGAACCGCUGCCGCCGGGACUGAGUGCUAGAGAUGCCCGGAAACUAAUCAGUCCCCCACGCUGGAACGUAGAAGAGGUCAUUGAGCGAGGUGCUCGAGAUGUACACAAUCCUCUCUAUUGA